AGCUGUCAUAUCAGUGUUAGGACGUUAAUUUAAAGUAACAGGAUGGCUCACUUAACAAUCUGUGUUGGAUUUAUUUUUCUAGUCAUCCUUAAUUUUACACCUAUAGACGCAGAAACCCGCGUAGUACGCUCUCCACAAUUCGGAUCAUACGCUAAUUCAAAUGCACAAGCCAACGCUGGUAGCUACUAUGGCAGGCCUGGAUAUAACGGUGGUCGCUAUGAACAGCCCAGAUAUAUAGGUGGUGGUGGAUACGGCAGACCAAGAGGUCCACCUCUACCGCCACCUAGACUAGAAUAUGGAAGGGGUCCGGAAUAUGGAAGGGGUCCGGAAUAUGGAAGGGGUCCAGAAUUUGGAAGGGUUCCAGAAUAUGGAAGGGGUGAUCGGGGUAACUUGAGACGUUUAGAAGACGGCUCUGGUACCAUCAGCAUAUCGAAGAGCAUUAGUAUAAGCCGUGGAGGGGAGGGCGGCCUCUCGCAGUCAAGUGCCAACUCUGCAGCGGCGGGAAAGCGAAGAUAACUCAAGUGGAUAUGCUCGUCUUAUGUGAUACAUUGUACUCGAAAAGAGUUAAAUUACUAUUGUUUAUGAUGGUAUAAAAUUAAAAAAACAUCUUUCUUA
Molecule: messenger RNA, 615 nt
Organism: Galleria mellonella (greater wax moth)
Lineage: Eukaryota; Metazoa; Arthropoda; Insecta; Lepidoptera; Pyralidae
Product: DNA topoisomerase 3-like
Exons: 2
Coding region: 43-516 (157 amino acids)
Source: RefSeq, a predicted model, not a curated record